AUGUUGUCAAAGCGUUCCGAUGCGUUGAUAAGCGCUUUCGUUUUGACGCUAUAUUAUGUGGGCGUGGCCGAUGGGAACGCAUCAGACUUUGUGACAAUGGGCGAUCUGCGCAGGAGCAGGCGUGGCCAGUCGGAUUCCUCGCGUCCCGGUGGCAUGAUAAUGGAGGGCGUUGGAUUCCAGUACACCAUGCGGUUCCAGCCGGGCUUCCACCUCCACAAUCUGGCCCAGCAGCAGGGAGGGGAUGGGGGUAUGGGAGACGGCACUGUGACGGAAGCACCUAUGCCCAUGCCAACUCCUGGGACACCACCUCCAGAACCAGCUCCCACGGAGCCAGAGGAGCCGGAGCCCACGAUACCAACUCGACCAACAUCCGCUCCCUCAGAGGAUACACCACCAGCCACGGAUUCCAUGAUGAUGGUGCCCAAGCCGAGUGAUUCGCCGGGAAUGCAGCCAAGUCCCAGUCCCCGGCCCAGUGCGAAGCCAUCGAUGAGACCGCCAGUGCCCACGCCACCAUCCAGCACCAAGACCUCCAUUAUGCAGCCCCAUCAGACCCUGAAGAACCUCCUCUUCGGCUCGCCCGUCGAGGCGAAUCUCAUCCUGAAGACACCCAAUGCACCGCGCUCGAAGGGCAAGGGCUUCCUCAGUCUGUUCGAGGUGAUCAAGUUCCCCAAUACGAAGUGCAGUGUGUCCAUGGGCGACAUCCGGAGCAUGGAGGGCGUCUGCUACCACGAGUUCGAGUGCAAGAGCCUCGGGGGGAUUCCCACCGAGAGCUGUGCCGAGGGCGUGGGCGUUUGCUGUGUGUUCGUCAAUGGAUGUGGCGAUGUAACCAGCCAGCAAAUCCUCUACUUCGAGAGCCCCAACUAUCCAAAUGCGGUGCGCGAAAUGAUGAUCUGUGUGCUGAUCAUCAAUGUGAAGAAGGGAGUGCAGCAGAUGAGACUGGAUUUUCAGAUGUUCGAGCUAAGUCGUCCCACCAAUGGUGAUUGCCUAGACGAUCAGUUUAUAGUGUCGGGACACAAUACCAAUUUUCAGAUUCCCAUUCUGUGUGGCAUCAACACGGGCCAGCAUAUCUACAUCCAUGUUGGUGACUCGAACGAGAGCAAACUCUAUCUUUCGGUUUUUAUGAAGGUCUCGGGAGGAGGUCGAUCAUUCAAUAUAAAAGUCACUCAGCUGGAGGACGACCUGGCUCCUAACAAUUGCCUGCAAUAUUUCCCUGAAGCCGAAGGACUGAUUAAAUCCUUUAAUUACGAUACAGAUGGUUCCAUUGUGGACAACCGUGAAGCUACUUAUUUUAACAAUCUCAAUUAUGCCAUAUGUCUGGCACGCUUGAAGAAUGUCUGCAGUGUGAGCUACAAUACAGAGCAACUGGGUGGCGAUCAGCCCGACUUUCAAAUCGUCAACAAAGAUGAAGCCGAGAACGAUUUGAUAUCCGAUGGCCAGGCGGGAGCUGGGAUCUUCAACUGCCCCGAUGACUUUAUAGCCAUCAACUCGGUGCCGCUUUGCGGGGAGCGGUUCAACGAUGGACGGGAAAGCGACGAUUUCACCAUGCACGCCACCGUUAGGGACACUGCCGCAGGUCCCAUCAUCCUGCCCUUCCGCACCGAUGCCGAAUAUGUGGGUCGCGGCUUUCGACUGCUCUACAGACAGGAACUGUGUGCCUGA
This is a messenger RNA of Drosophila rhopaloa, 1659 nucleotides long. RefSeq lists its product as uncharacterized. The record is from RefSeq and is a predicted model, not a curated record. The transcript is spliced from 7 exons. NCBI's taxonomy places the organism in Eukaryota, Metazoa, Arthropoda, Insecta, Diptera, Drosophilidae. The coding region runs from base 1 to 1659 and encodes 552 amino acids.